Messenger RNA from Rubroshorea leprosula, 1277 nucleotides. NCBI's taxonomy places the organism in Eukaryota, Viridiplantae, Streptophyta, Magnoliopsida, Malvales, Dipterocarpaceae. The record is from the annotation of a GenBank genome assembly.
AAGUACAAUUUAAAUGGAGAUGAGGAGGAGGAGGUGGCGGAGAGGUUAGUGAGAGAGGGAGAUAAUGUUGUAGUAUCAUGUAUCCCACCAACUCAGAUGCCGUAGAGGCGGUUGAGCUCUACGAAGCAAGCUCUUUAAGUGAAGCUGGAAGGAUGGUCAUUCCCAAGAAGCCACAAAAGAAGUCAAAGACUUUUGCAACUACUGCAAGUCAAGGGGUGGCUAGAGGCAAAGAAAAGGGGCAAUCUUCUAGUGCUUCAAAGAGAGUGAGGGUGGAGGAGCAUGAGGUUAAAGGGGACGAAGUGGUGGAGUUUGUACCUUAUCCUCCCCCUGUUGAGCUUGAUCCUAAACUCAAGGAGGUUGGGGUUAUAACCCAUGAAAAAGGGAAGUCCCUUAUUCCUACUCCUCCGCGGCAAGGUGGCUUGUUCGAUAUAAAGAGCAUGACAGCUGCGAAAAGGUUUAUAAACUCAACGUUCCUUGAGGUGGAUCACCGCCUAGCUUGGGAAGAGGUGUUAAGCCACGAUGGGGUUGCAAGCUUGGUAAAUGCUCUGUCACAAGAGUUUUUUGAAACCUUCAAGGAGCGUAACAUUUUGGUGAAUGAGAGCGAGGAACUUGGGAAGAAGAAGGAAGAGGUGGAGAAGGAUUUGGUAGAGGUCAUGCUAGAACUUACGUGGCUUCAGGAAGAGAAUGAUGCAUUGAAGACGAAGCUCACAUUUAAGGAGAGAAAAAGAAGAAUAUGUGAAGAGAAGAUAGAAGCGCAGGAGAAAGAGAGUGGGGGAAUGAAGAAGGCUGCUACCAAGCUAAAAAAAAACAUGAAUUUUCUGGUGCACAACGCAAUGGAGGAUCACAUUGUUGAGUUCCUGAGGAGCAAGAAGGAGGGGGUGCAGGAAGAUGGAGAGAGUAUGAUGGCUGACUUUCGUCCUGAAGUCGAGUUGAAAUGGGACCAUGACCAUGAAGGCUAUACCAUAUUUCCUCCUAACUUCGACUUCAAGUUUGUUGCAGUUGAGGAAGAACCAGAGGUCAGAAGUGCUGAGGUUGGGGGUGCUAAAGUUGGAGAGAAUAAGCUAGAGGUCAGAAGUGCUGAAGUUGGAGAGAAUAAGCUAGAGGUCAGAAGUGCUGAAAUCAAUCAGCAACCUUUAUUCGAAGUGAACUAGCCACCUCUAUCAGUAUAGUAGCUAUUCUUCAUUUUCAUGAUUUCUUUCUUCUGUUUUGAUUUUUGGAUAUUGUAUUUGGUUUGUUUGAAAUGUUUUUGUAAUAUUCAUUAAAAAUUUAAUUAUAUA